Pelagomonas calceolata is the source of this 2211-nucleotide messenger RNA. The record is from the annotation of a GenBank genome assembly. NCBI's taxonomy places the organism in Eukaryota, Pelagophyceae, Pelagomonadales, Pelagomonadaceae.
AGCCUGCCAUUGCAUGCGCUGUGCUGGCGCCACAACGAGGAAAACAACAAGUGAUCAUAAUUAUUCGUCAGCCCGGGCACGCUGGGUCUCUGAUCCAACGGCUUUUGCGCUGCUCGCCACGUGCGAGUGUGCUCAGCACUGCCACCCCUAGGGAACGCGUGCGCACAGGAUGGCGCCAGUCCUCCCCUGGGUCCUCGACGGCAUCUUGGCCAACGUGUCCCAGGGCACGGCGCUAGCGACCUAUUUCUUCAUCGAUCCCUGGAAUUUACAAGCAGUAGCUUUGUUCUCGGCGACGACGCAAGUUUUAUUCUACUUCUUACAGAGGCCGCCGGUGUGGAUUUUUGUGUUCUGGAACGUGCUGCAGUUCUGCAUCAACACGGUGCAGAUCGUACGGUUGGCGGUCGAUACGAGUGAAGUCCAGUUCGACGAGCGGGAGCUCCAGGCCCUGGCCUUGACGCUGCACUGCUUCGACAGCGUGCCGAGUCGCAAGAUCGCACGCGUGUUGCGAAGCGGGGAGUGGCUCCAGACAAAAAAUGGAGACACCGUCUGUACGUUGGAAGACGGCGAGGGCGACCACGUGCACUUUGUAGUUGAAGGUACGGUAGAAGCCGUAUCGCGCGACGGCCACGUCUGCUACCGCGCGGACACGGGCGGGUUCGUGGGCGAGGCGUCGUUGGCGCACGCCGUCUCCGGUACGUUACCAGAUUAUGAUGCAUUGGACGUGCCCGACGCGGCGCGCUGCGUGGCUCUGGGGGACGUGCGGACGCUGCGGUGGCCCGUGCGGCGGCUGGCUCGGGUGUUGCGGCGCGACGCGGAGCUCUUGGACGCCUUCCGCGAGGCGCUGGCUCUAGAUUUCUACGUGCGCGGCCGGCGUCCGUUUGUCGCGCGUCGAUGGCGUCGCGGCGAGGCCUGGUACAGCUCGUACGCCAUCGACGCGGCGAGAGCGUAGCGGCGAUGGCGACAUUUAAACGCACAGGCCAAGCUAGAAAGAGAGGAGGCCGCCGCGCGCAAGAACGACCAGAGCCCCCCCAAAAGACCGUCCAUCCGCCGCACGCCGCGCGCGCCCGAGACAACGUGCUGUCGCAAACCACCAGUAGUGAGGAGGACGCUCACGCCGCCGCAGUCCGCGUCGUCUAGACGCACAAGACGCCGCGACGGCGUGAAAGCGGUCGCGGAUUUUGUCACGGGUGCCCGGACCUCUUUGUAUCGUCAGACGAUGACGUACUCAUCGAUCGAGUCGCCUCCAACGAGGUACGAGGACGCGUCGCAGUCCGCGGCGGCCACGUCGCGACCGCGCGACGACCUAUCGCUCAAAAAGGCGUACCAAUACCGCGAAAAGAUCGCUCGUUCAUUGCGAAGCAUGCUCUGCUGCGUCGUUGUGGGUGCUUCUAUCUUCCUAGCGUACGACGACGGCGUCGGCUCCUUUUUAGGAAAUGCGUCGCAGACGUUGGUGACGGGCGCCUUCGCGAUCCAAGACCCUCUUAGAUUAAACGUGGUAGCCGGCGUGGGCUCCUUGUUCCAAAUAUUGUUCUUCGUCAUCAGAGACGAGCGCAUCUGGUCGGCGAUUUACUGGAGCGUGGCGCAAUUAGGCUUGAAUUUCUGGGCUAUUUACAGAUUGUACACGAAGCCGCUUGAUUCAACACAUGUCUUCGGGGACAAACAGCUCUUCGUGGCACGCGUGCUGCAGCGCGCGGGCGGCCUGCACCUCUCUCCACCAGAUCUGCACCAGUUGUUGUUGGGUGGGUCAUUACUACCUCCCCCUGUAUGGGAUUACCUAGAACCAGGUGAACAUAUACCAGUGGACCGGGCCGCGUUGCUAUGCAAUGGGUCGGUCCUAGUGACGCGACCCGAGGACGGGUCGUCGCGCACCGCGCUGAGGGGCGCUUUAUUACAUUCCGACGUCGUCGCCAAGAAGCUGGACGCGUUGCCCCCGACGCCGAAGCCCCUCGCCAAGGGUCAAUUGGUCAAGUCGCGGUCCUUCUCGUCCUUCAACGAGGAGCCCCCGACGACCUGCGCCGCGGCGGAGCCCUGCGAGGUGCUGAGCUGGGACGUCGACGCCUUGGUCGAGUUCCUCCGUAAAAAACGGGACGUGCGCCUCUGCGUCAACGCGCUCAUCGCGACGGCGAAGCUCGAGAGCUACAUGCACCUCGACGCGACGAAUGAGCGCACGAAGUGGUGACUGUUGUACUAGUAAGUGAAAGUGUGUGAUUA